Messenger RNA from Drosophila guanche, 1820 nucleotides. Its product is annotated as NEDD8 ultimate buster 1. Lineage: Eukaryota; Metazoa; Arthropoda; Insecta; Diptera; Drosophilidae. Gene Ontology annotation, biological process: regulation of ubiquitin-dependent protein catabolic process. The transcript has a single exon. Gene Ontology annotation, molecular function: protein binding. Bases 29 to 1795 code for a protein of 588 amino acids. The record is from RefSeq and is a predicted model, not a curated record.
UUCACACCAUUAAUUUUCUUUUGCAAAAAUGUCGCUAAUUGACAAUACUUUAAUCAAAGUGCACGCCCGCUUGCGUGAGCGCAACAUCAAGCUGUGGGAGGAGCCCUUCUACUUCGAGGGCAUCGGCAGCAUUGAGUCUGAGCUGGAGCGUUUGGCGCAGGAAAUGAGCACGGAGCUGGGCAUCAGUGUGUCCGGCUGCCAGAGCGCGCUGUCCGAGAUACAGAACGGGAGGCUGCGCAAGUUGGCGGCCAGCCGUGAGUUCCAAGAGACUGGGCUGGCCACGUUCUAUGUGCGCUGCGGCACAGCCCAAAUGAUGGAGAUCAAGUGCCCGAUGUCUGGCUUGGGCUCGGAGCUGCGGGACAAAGUGGCACAGCGGCUGCAGCUGAGCGGUGGCAGCCACAUCAAGAUCAUCUCCGCCGGUCGCGUACUCAACGGCCAGCAGUCGCUCGCCUCGCAGGGCCUGGAAAACCACCAACAGCUGAUGGUUGUGGUGGGUCAAUGGCGGGGCAUUGAGGUGGCUGGCGAGCGCCUCCAAAAGAUACGCCAAGACAUUUUGCUGAUUGUCGCGUCGGAUUACCGCAUUGUGGAUAAUUCUGAAAAGGCCGGCAAUCCGAAUGUUCUGCCAGAAGCAGAGCUCCUCACCCUGCUCAGGGCGAUCAGUUUCAUCGAGAAGGGCCGAGCCGCCAUGUUCCGGGAGGAGUACGACGUGGCCCUGCUGCUCUUGCUGGAGGGUGACGAAUACUUCUCCAGCUGCCGUUCCUAUCUGCCUGCCUCGCUGGAGGCCGUGGACAACUGUGCGCUGAUCAAUCUGGACAUUGUCUGGUGCUAUUUGUGCCUGAAGAACAUCUCCCAGCUGCCGGAUGCCCAGCGGCGUUUGGAAAUCUGCGAGAAGAAGUUUGGACGCACCUACGGCGAUAAUCUCGAGAGCUUCAAUGAGAUGAACUCUCCGAAUCGGGCGCUGAUCAUGCGCCUCCACCUGCUGCAGGGCGUUGUCUUGUUUCACAUGAAUCGCCGCGACGAGGCCCACGAGCGACUGGAAUUGGCGGCCGAUGCUCUGGCCGAGCUGAAGGUCGACCCGGAGCUGCUCCAGCAGAUGGUGGACAUGGGAUUCAAUGAAUCGGAUGCCAGGGUGUCCCUGCGCGCCACCGCCGGCCGCAUUGAUCGAGCCGUGGACUUUAUCAGCGAACGCAAGAAGAAGCUCAAUGAGGGACGAGACGAGACUCUGCAGUGGAGACGGGUCCACAGUGAUGGUGGUGGUGUCUGCCCCCCUGCUGUCUGUCGCCUCAUUGACAUGGGCUUUGACCAGCAGCUGGUGGUAGAGGCAUUGAAGCGCACCAAAAACCAUCUGGAACACAGCAUUGAACUACUGCAGCAUAAGGCAGACGAGCUGCGUGCCAAUCUGCCCGCAGUCAAGCCCGCGGAUGAGGCACUGCUCGCCACACUCCAACAACUCGGCUUUUCAUUGGCCAGAGCCCGUGUGGCGCUUGAGACUACAGAGAACAACUUGGAGGCAGCCAUUCAGUUCCUAUUGAAAAUGUUGUCCGAAGAGGUGCUACGGAGCAUCAUUGAAGCGAUGACACGCCUGCUGGAAGAUCAGGCUGCAUCGGGCUCACAAACUGCACCGCCAGCACUCGUCCAAACCGUGAUCGAGCAGGCCAAGUCCAAGUUGGAGUCGUACACAGCCAUUCAACGUUUCAAAGCGGAGCUUAAAGGCAACGCCAUGAUGUACUUGGACUUGCCAUUGAAGCAGGAGGAGCAAAUACUGAUGGAGUACAAGAACCUGUUGGAUAUUUAACAGAUUUCACUUUAUCAUCAAUUGU